Molecule: messenger RNA, 1822 nt
Organism: Aureobasidium pullulans EXF-150
Lineage: Eukaryota; Fungi; Ascomycota; Dothideomycetes; Dothideales; Saccotheciaceae
Product: PLC-like phosphodiesterase
Exons: 1
Coding region: 66-1511 (481 amino acids)
Biological process (GO): lipid metabolic process
Molecular function (GO): phosphoric diester hydrolase activity
Source: RefSeq, a predicted model, not a curated record
CGUGAAACUGCGAGACGUGUCAUGAACUGAUAUUGUUCAUACUGUCCAGAAAAAGAGUCACCAUCAUGGGUCCACCACCGCUUGUGAUUCGCAACCUCAGCUCGACCCCUCUUGAGCUCAAGGUGAUAGAACGCUUCGAGACCCCGCAUAUCGAUGAGCCCAAAGGGUUUGCCAACAUCACUCGCAAUGUAACCCAUUUCGUUGUCUCGAACACUACUGGCAAUGUUCCUCCUGCUGGACCGAGUUUUGCACCGCUCAUGGAGCAUGCUCAAAGCUACGGGCAACAAGAGGUGUGCAUUCGUGUUGAUCCUUUCACUACCAACAGAACGGACAUCAACACUGCUGAAAGAUCAGAGAAGGACGUCCUCAGACUGACCUUCGAGUACGAGGGACAGCGCUAUCGAGUCGACACACGUACGACUACGCAGUCCCAGGAGUUGAUCCCGUUGUCUCCCGACCCGAGGAAGCAAUACACUGCCAUUUGGAUCGACAAGGAAAGCUAUCUGGCCAUCUACUCUUCCGCAAAUAUGAGUUGCUGGAUGAAAGAGAUGGCAGACGCCACACCACUCUCUGGUCUUUCAAUCCCUGGUACACACAACAGUCCCACUCACCACAAAGCCUUGCCUUCAGUCAGAUGCCAAGCAGUGUCACCUAAGGAGCAGCUACGUAACGGUGUACGCUUCUUCGAUAUCAGAGUACAGCCUGAAAAACCAGAGGAUUCAAACCACGAUGGUCUCGCUCUUGUACAUGGUGUGUUCCCCAUUUCGCUCACUGGGACGAAGCCUUUCCGCAAGCUCGUUGGAGACAUCCAAGAGUUCUUGCGCGAGAACCCAUCCGAGACCCUCAUCAUGAGUCUGAAGCGCGAAGGUCCUGGCGAGCAUACAGAUGAGCAGCUGUCCAACAUCGUCAAGCAGCACUACGCCAAUGACAACAAUCUCUGGUUCACUGAGCCUCGUGUUCCUUCACUGGGCGAGGCACGUGGCAAGAUCGUCUUGAUGCGUCGUUUCGCACUUGCCGAACCCUUGACUCAUGAAUGGGACGGUAGAGGAUGGUGUCUCGAUGCUCAGAAUUGGGCUUACAACACGCCAUGCGACAAUCACGGCUCUGUAUGUGUUCAGGACUUCUGUGAGGUUCUCGAGACCGAAAAUAUCCAGAAGAAGAUUGACUUCUGCUGCGAGCACUUUGAGCGCGCUGGUGCCCAGGUGUGCCCUGUACCUGGUAUCACCACAGAUGCUGUCAACCCUGUUCCUCCAGGCCCUCUUUACCUCAACUUCUUGUCCGCCAGUAACUUCUGGAAAGUCGGAUGCUGGCCGGAGCGUAUCGCUGCCAAGCUCAAUCCCGCUGUCACCGAGUUCUUGUGUUUGAAGCACGACACUGCUGAGGGUGACAAUAAGGGCGAUGGCGGUGUGGGCAUCGUGGUCACCGACUGGGUUGGCAAGGACGGUGAUUGGGAUCUGAUCAGAUGCAUUGUGGGAAUGAAUUCACGUUUGGAGCUCAGGGAAAAGCAGUAGAUGAUGACGAGUCUAUGAAAUACAUGAAGAAGGUCCUUUUGGGUGCACGAAAAUCGAUACUGAUAAUGUAGCGAAACUGCUUUUCUAUAUGUGCAUAUCACAAUAGCCAACAUUGUUCCGCACUUUGGUGUUGGUUUUGCGGAUCACAACCUAUUUCCUGCCUACACGACUUCCAUGCGAAGUAGCCGAGAGCGCCCUGGUGGUUCCUUCUCGCAGUAUCUGUCAUUGCGCAGCAGGAAUACCGGUAAUCUUGCUUGCUGAGUAUCGUCUUCAGUCCAUCAUCGGUCUUAAUCUGAUCCAACUAGUGUACA